Messenger RNA from Aureobasidium subglaciale EXF-2481, 3273 nucleotides. RefSeq lists its product as uncharacterized. Bases 270 to 3128 code for a protein of 952 amino acids. Gene Ontology annotation, molecular function: clathrin-cargo adaptor activity. Gene Ontology annotation, cellular component: membrane coat; AP-2 adaptor complex. Gene Ontology annotation, biological process: clathrin-dependent endocytosis; intracellular protein transport. The record is from RefSeq and is a predicted model, not a curated record. The transcript has 3 exons. Lineage: Eukaryota; Fungi; Ascomycota; Dothideomycetes; Dothideales; Saccotheciaceae.
CUCUGCUACGACGUGCGAAAACUAGACAUGUUCUGAGCUAGAGCGGAGUAGACGGAAGAAAGGACCAAGACGUCAAUCCACAUGCUCGACUGCCAAGUGUAGAUGCGUACAAGUUGAAGCAGUCGCUUGUUCCGCGCCACUGGCAUCCGCUUUGGAACCCCCGACUCGCUCACCCGUCAGUCCACGGACCCGACCUUGAGCUCCUUUGACAUCACCCCAAAGACACGAUCAAUUGAAUAGCGACCGACGCACAGCAGCGGCAGCUCACCAUGUCGUCGUCAGGUAGCGGCCUGUUCAACCGCGGAGGAGGAAGCGGCAACCAAAACACAAUGCGCGGUCUGGUGUCGUUCAUUGCCGACCUGAGAAACGCCCGUGCCAGAGAGCUCGAGGAGAAGCGCAUCAACAAGGAGUUGGCCAACAUCCGUUCAAAGUUCAAGCAGGGUGGCUUGAGUGGCUACGACAAGAAGAAGUAUGUCUGCAAACUGCUGUACAUCUACAUCCUUGGCUGGAACGUCGACUUUGGCCAUCUCGAGGCUGUCAACCUGGUCUCGGCUACAAAGUACUCGGAGAAGCAGAUUGGUUAUUUGGCUGUUACGCUGUUCUUGCAUGAGGAACACGAGCUUCUGCAUCUGGUGGUCAACAGCAUUCGCAAAGACUUGGCCGACAUCAAUGAGCUGAACAACUGUUUGGCGCUGCACGCCAUUGCCAACGUUGGAGGAAAGGAGAUGGGUGAAGCUCUGGCCUUUGAUGUCCACAGACUGCUCAUCUCUCCCACAUCCAAACCAUUCGUCAAGAAGAAGGCCGCCCUCACCCUCCUGCGUCUCUACCGAAAAGCUCCCAGCAUUGUCCAGGCCGAAUGGGCAGAACGCAUCAUCUCCAUCAUGGACGAUACGGAUAUGGGUGUUGCUCUCUCCGUCACCUCACUCGUCAUGAAGCUUGCUCAAGAUGACCCCGAUCGAUACAAAGGCAGUUAUGUCAAGGCUGCCCAACGUCUGCAAAAGGUCGUUGUCGAGCAUGAAUGCGCCGGCGACUAUUAUUACUACAAAGUUCCUUGUCCAUGGAUCCAGGUCAAGCUGCUGCGUUUGAUGCAAUACUUCCCUCCCUCGGACGACUCACACGUACGCGCCUUGAUUCGUGAGUCGCUGCAAAAGAUCAUGGACAAUGCGAUGGAGGCCCCAAAGAACGUGCAACAAAACAACGCUCAGAAUGCCGUUCUCUUCGAAGCCAUCAACCUCACAAUCCACCUCGAUACCGAGCAAGAAUUGAUGAUGCAAAUCUCCUCGAGAUUGGGCAAGUUCAUCCAGUCUAGAGAGACUAACGUUCGCUAUCUUGGUUUGGAAGCCAUGACACAUCUGGCUGCACGAUCCGAAAAUCUCGACCCUAUCAAGAAGCACCAAAGCAUUAUUGUCGGCUCUCUGCGCGAUCGCGAUAUCAGUGUGAGAAGGCAAGGUCUCGAUCUGCUAUACAGCAUGUGCGACACGACAAAUGCUAAGCCCAUUGUCGGUGAGCUAUUGAAGUAUCUCCAGACUGCUGACUAUGCCAUUCGUGAGGAGAUGGUUCUCAAGAUUGCCAUUCUGACCGAGAAGUACGCUACCGACAUCCAGUGGUAUGUGGACAUCUCACUCAGACUCAUCGCCAUGGCUGGUGAUCAUGUCAGCGACGAGGUCUGGCAAAGAAUAAUCAUGAUUGUUACCAACAACGAUGAACUGCAAAUAUACGCCGCAUCCAACAUUCUGGAAUAUCUCCGAGCUGAACAAUGUCAUGAGAUGCUUGUCAAGAUUGGAAGCUAUCUCCUUGGAGAAUUUGGCCACCUGAUCGCCGAUAGCCCCAAAUGCAGUCCUAUUGAGCAGUUUAUGGCUUUGCAAUCAAAGUUCAAUGGCAGCUCACCAAGCACUCGCGCCAUGAUGCUUUCUGCCUUUAUCAAAUUCGUCAACCUGUUCCCUGAAAUCAAGCCGCAGCUCUUGCAGGCUUUCAAGACAUACAGCCAUACCUUGGAUUCUGAACUUCAGCAGCGUGCAUGCGAGUACCUGACUCUGGCAACGAUGCCGACAGAUGAUCUGCUGCGAACGGUUAUGGAUGAAAUGCCACCCUUCCCGGAACGUGCUUCUGCUUUGCUGUCUAGACUACAUUCUAGACAACACAACACAACGGAUAAGCGUACUUGGGUAGCAGGCGGCAAGGAUGCAAACAAGGACAUCACCGAGCGGAACAACACUCUGAAGCGUACCUUCAGUGCUGGCAACCAACUUGACACGACAUCUGCAGCGCAGUCACCCACCAAAGCAAAUGGCUCAAGAACACCAGCAGACGAACUAGCCGGUCUAGACUGGGGCACAGAAGGAAAAACGCCAAAUUUCGCCAGCGCGGACCACCUGUCACCAGGCUGGGAGCGCGGUCACGCUCGUAUGCUCAUGGUACCCGAAGGUAUCCUGUACGAAGACGGCCAGAUACAAGUCGGAGUACGCUCAGAAUACCGCGGCGAACUCGGCUGCAUAAUCAUGUACUUUACCAACAAGUCCUCCUUCGCCAUCAACUCCUUCACCACCACCCUCAACAACCCAUCGCCCGACCAAAUCAAAAUCGACGUCAAAUCCCUGCCCGAGACGACCGUCCAACCCUCCACACAGACACAAGCCAUGAUAAUGCUGGAAGCGAAAUCAGUCUUCACCCAAGCCCCCACCAUCCGCAUCUCCUGGCUCGCAGGCGCCCUUCAAGCCCUAACCCUCAAACUACCUCUUGCAGUGCACAAAUACCUCGAGCCCGCCUCGUUGACCGCCGACGAUUUCUUCAAGCGCUGGAAACAAAUCGGUGGACCCGGACCUCGCGAAGCCCAACGCAUCUUUUCCGGCAAAGACGUCGCUCCCGUCCCCACUCGCCGUAUCCUCGAAGGCUUCAAAUGGGGUGUCUUGGACGACGUGGAUCCCAAUGUCAAGAAUUUCGUUUGUGCCAGUGUAUUGCAUACUAGUCAGGCUGGCAAGAUUGGGUGUCUUGUUAGAUUAGAACCUAAUGCUGGAAAUGGGAUGUAUCGACUUACUAUUCGGGCUACGGAUGAGAGUGUUCCUCAGGUUUUGAUGGAAGCUAUGGAGAAGAGAUUGGCUUUGGGAGAGGCGCCCUUUUAUCCACCGUAGUUUUUUUUUCUUCUUUUUUUUUGGGAUAAAGGAGAUGAGAUUUUUUGUUUGAGAUGGAAAAAAGACAAGAACAGCUGUGGGGGAUAAAUGAAUUUCUCCUUUGCUUGUUUUUGCUACAAUGAUACAUAUUCGAUGGAUGAAUGGC